Linum trigynum is the source of this 2438-nucleotide messenger RNA. NCBI's taxonomy places the organism in Eukaryota, Viridiplantae, Streptophyta, Magnoliopsida, Malpighiales, Linaceae. The record is from the annotation of a GenBank genome assembly.
CACCAAUUCAAAUUUCUGCAUCCCUCAUUCUUCCACGUCAGCAAAGACAGUUAACCAAUCAGAAUCAUCUCCACCAGAAAAAGCAAGAUAAAAACCUCACUCGCUCCUGCGAAAACUCCCAUUCAUUCAUUCGUCCCAAGAACCCAUGUGGUUUCCUGUCCCCCUCUCGGCUCUUCCUCGCCACUCGCCAGUCGCCACCAUGGCCAUGCACCAUGGGAAAUUCCCCCCUCCAACUCCUGCUUCAAAAAACCGUCUCUCUUGCCCUGGGUCACCAACCGCUGUCGUGUUCAUCGUCUCCUUGCAUUCCACCAGCAACGCUACUGCCAUAGUGAAGCCUUUCAGCCGUUAUUUGAUCGUUGCUUCAGAACAUCUCACUUUUGCGUAUAAAAAAGGUUGCUGCCUAUACCAACCUAUCAAUUUGCGAUUGCAUUCGCUUACUAUAUAUAAUACAAAAUAAAGACAAAGCUUUCGUUGUCGGUUGUGCUGAGUAAUUUGCGAUUACAAUAAUUUUUUGGGUUAGUUUACUCUGCAGUUUUUCUUCCUCAAAGUCCUUCCUUCUUUUCUUCUCUUUUCCUGGAUGGCAACUGCCAUGCUCACCGUGCUUCCACCAAUAUAUCACCCAGGCACAAUUUAAUCCAAAAACUAAUGCAUGUGGGAUGCUAUCAUUUUGACAACUAAUUAGAGGUGGUAAAUAGAUUAGAUUUAUGAAUUGGUGUCAUGGAUUAGUGAAUCCAUGAAUCGAAUGGAUUGGUGAAUUCAUGAAUUGGAUCAAAUAGAUUGGUGCGUUGGAUAAUGGAUCCAAGGGACAUCUAAACAUGACACCAAUAUCUAUAUUUGAAAAAUUGUAGGUACUAAAUGGCAUAACAAAAUAAAUUUGUGGUAUCAAAACGUAACUUUUCAAUGAUGUUUUAUGUCACAAAUAAAGUCUAUGUAUUGUAAAAUAUAUAAAUUAUAGGUAUAAUUUUUCAACAAUCAAUAAAUCUAAUCCAUGAAUGCAUCAAUUAAAUUUGCAUAAAAUGGAUUGAAUUAAUUAAAUAUUUAACUAGAUGAAUUGAAUUGCUUAACUAAAUACAAAAUUGUCACAACUCAUGAUUAAACCUUAUCUAGAUAGAUGUAAAGGUAUGUGCUUCCCAUAGUCAUACCAUACUCCUGCCAACAAAAACCUGUCUGGUCUUGAGAAACCACAUUAUGCACAAUCAUUACUUUCACUGUCUGAUUCUUUCUAGAGUUCAAAAGAGUUGAGGUUUAGAAAGCAUCGAAUUCCCUCAUAUAUAUAGUAUUUCAUUAGUAGAAGUAGUUCCCAAUGCUAAAAUCUUGACUCAAGACAAACAAUAAAAAGGUAUCGGAUACAUAAUAACCUCUCACCAAAAAUAAUCCCCGCUCAGCAUCCGAUCAUACAAAAUGGGAUAUGUACAGGAUAUGCAUUUCAUAUAAUUGGGUUAAAAGUGUGUUAUUUUCUACGCAUAACUCCCAAGCACAUAUGUGGAAAUAAAUAAUUUAUAUGCUGAGCCUAUUUUCUCCAAUUAAGAGUAACAUUGUUUACUCCUUUUGUAGUAGACAAACAAAUUCACUAUUGCUUUAAAUUUUAAUGGGUAUAAAGUAUUUACAAAUACAAAUUCACAAUAUGCAUUGUUGUUUCCUUCUCAUCUCCAUUUCUUAUACUUAUAUCUCAAUUUUGUAACUAGGACAAUGGAAGUAUGGAACUCCUACAUCAAACCAAUAACUCAUAAUGUCACGGAACCAAAAGUUAUGUAUAAUCCCAAUUGACAAUUAUCUGACCCAACCACAAUUGAGAAGAAUGUCAGGAAACCAGAUAUUAUGAAAACUAUAAUCCCAAAUUCUCAAUUGACACACUAAUUCAAACUAAUGUUACCCGGCCAAAGGACGGGAUUUAAGCUAGUGUCUACUAAACAGGGUUUCGGGCGGAAAAUUUACGGGGCAAUUUUUGCCAGUUUCCAAAGGGGUACCAUCACCCAUUUCGGGUGAUUUUAUGGAAAGUCCAUUUUCCUUGGAUUUUGAAUGCGAUGGUUCACAGAUUCGGCCUUAGGGUACUCUUCACCAACGAUUAAGUCUAGCAAUGGCCGAUUUGGUCGGAAAUUUGGUUGAAUUUUUCCGCAGGGCAUUUUCGUAAUUUUUUGGCGCUUUUUUCGAAAGACCAUUUUCCAUCGAUUUUGUACAAAAUGAAGAUAUUAGUAUAAGUAAUGUAAUUUUAUCCCAAAACAAACACCAAAGAUAAAAAAAUUUUAGCAAAUGCAUAUUUGAUAAGUUAGAAAAUUAUACCCCAACGGACCAUGUUAAGAUUAGAACCCUCGACGGUGUGUGAGUAUCUUGAACCGAGAUUCUAAACAAAGAUCAUGAGUUGAGGGUGAGUCUAAAUUAAACUUCAGGAAUUAACAAUUGGUACAUAUUGUAUAAGAUAUUAAAUUGAGUGUCUUGAU